Molecule: messenger RNA, 1442 nt
Organism: Osmerus eperlanus (European smelt)
Lineage: Eukaryota; Metazoa; Chordata; Actinopteri; Osmeriformes; Osmeridae
Gene: nmur3
Product: neuromedin U receptor 3
Exons: 2
Coding region: 67-1335 (422 amino acids)
Biological process (GO): neuropeptide signaling pathway
Cellular component (GO): plasma membrane
Molecular function (GO): neuromedin U receptor activity
Source: RefSeq, a predicted model, not a curated record
GUAGAAGACUUAUUAGCCUCUCCAGUCCUCUUCUCCUCCUCUCACUGACCAGCUUCCCUUUCUGAGAUGGAUGGGUGCUGUCUGGAAGACGAGUUCUCCAACCUCUCAGGAGCUGAAAGCCAAUCCCCCAACCUCACAGCGUUCCUCAACCUCACAAGCAACAGCACGGGGGUCCAGUCCAUCGAAGACCUCCUACUGGACAUCCUGGGGCCCAAACGCUCCCCUUUCGUCCUCGCCAUCACGCUGGUCUACCUCCUCAUCUUCCUCACCGGCUUGUCAGGCAACCUGCUCACCUGCACGGUGAUAGUCAAACACAAGAAGAUGCGCACCACCACCAACCUGUACCUGUUCAGCCUGGCGGUGUCCGACCUCAUGGUGCUCCUAUUCGGGAUGCCCCUGGAGAUCUACGACCUGUGGCAGAACUACCCCUUCCCCUUCGGCGAGGGCGGCUGCUACUUCAAGACCUUCCUGUUCGAGACGGUGUGCUUCGCCUCCAUCCUCAACGUGACGGCCCUGAGCGUGGAGCGCUACAUGGCGGUGAUUCACCCGCUGAAGACGCGCUGCCUGUCCACCAACACGCACGCCAGGCGCGUCAUCGCCGCCGUGUGGGCGGUGUCGCUCUCCUGCGCCGUUCCCAACACCCUCCUCCACGGCAUCUACUACCUGGACCUGCCCGAGAAGGUGGACGAGUCGGCCAUCUGCACCGUGCUCAAGCCCCUCUGGAUGUACAACGUGGUCGUCCAGGUGACCAUGGUGUGUUUCUAUUUCCUGCCCAUGACGCUGAUCAGCGUGCUGUACCUGAUCAUGGGCUUCAGGCUGGGCAGGGAGGAGAGCCAGCCCCGGGGGACGGGAAACUCCCAGACCAGGUGGAAGAUCCACGAGGACAGCGGACGGAGGAGGCAAGUCACCAAGAUGCUGUCGGUGGUCGUGGUUGUGUUCUGCCUCUGCUGGGCUCCCUUCCACAUCGAGCGCCUCCUCUGGAGUUCCAUCAGCAGGUGGACCGACUUCCUGCAUGGCGUCUAUGAGUGCGUCCACAUCCUGUCCGGCAUCAUGUUCUACCUCAGCUCCGCCGUCAACCCCGUCAUCUACAACCUGCUCUCCACGCGCUUCCGGGAGUGUUUCCGUGAGCUCGUCUGCACCCAGGUGGAAGAGGGCACCCCAGGGAGGGAGACCCCGUCCUUUGUCAAGAUCCAAGGUCCCCCUGGCGUGGUCCCCAGACGCCGGGUCAAGACUCAAGACUCAUCCUCUUUCAUCCCUCUGCUUUCUCCAACGGUGGCCGUGCGCGUAGACACCACAGCAGCCAUGUUCAAGGAGCAGGACUGCACUGCUUUAUAAACCGAAUCGUACAUGGGGUAUGUUGCGGACAUAAACAUACCGAUUGUACCUGCGGUGAACAUGGCUGGGAAGGGAAGUGGUUUGGUGGCUGGGGUUAAAACUCGGGG